AACACUUCCCAGAGUUUGUGGGAGCAGCAGAAGUUGAAAUCAGUCCAAGCAGCUGUGACUCGGUCUAAAGUCUUUAUAGAAACAAAACAAGAUGAAAACUUUGCUUUUGUUGCUUCUCUUCUGUCGUGUUUCAUCAACUGCGAAACACUCACUGAAGUUUUACUUCACUGCCUCCUCUGGAGUCCCAAACCUUCCAGAGUUUAUGAUCUUAGUUCAGGUGGAUGACAUCUGGGUGGGAUACUGUGAUGGCAGCAACAAGAUAUAUGAACCAAGACAGGACUGGAUGAAAAAAAUACUUGAUGACAAUCCUCAAAUCUGGAAAUGGCAAACUGAACAGUGUUUUCAGAUUCUUCCUCCCCUCUUCAAAAUCUGGAUGAACAGUUUAAUCCAGCUCUUCAACCACAGUGAAGGUUCAGGUCUUCACAUUUUACAGACUAUUGAAGGUUGUGAAUGGGAUGAAACGACUGGAGAGGUCACUGGUUUUUCAUGGUAUGGUUAUGAUGGAGAAGACUUGAUUGAACUGGAUCUGAAGACGUUGACGUGGACCGCUCUGAGACCAGAGGCUGAAAUUAUCAAACAGAAAUGGGAUGAAGAUACCCUUAGAAUAAAAGAUGAUGUGGAAUUCCUCACUCAGAUUUACCCUGAGUGGCUGAAGUUGAUUUUGAAGUAUGGGAACAGCUCUCUGCUGAGAACAGACGUCCCCUCAGUGUCUCUCCUCCAGAAGACUCCCUCCUCUCCAGUCAGCUGCCACGCUACAGGUUUCUACCCUGACAGAGCCUUGAUGUUCUGGAGGAAAGAUGGAGAGGAGAUUCAUGAAGGAGUGGAACAUGGAGAGAUCCUCCUCAACCAUGAUGGAUCCUUCCAGAUGAAUGUUGACCUGGACAUUUCAUCAGUUUCACCUGAAGACUGGAGGAGGUACGACUGUGUGUUUCAUCUCUCUGGUGUGGAGGACGACAUCAUCACCAAACUGGAUGAAACACAGAUCAGAACCAACUGGGUUGAGGAGUCCAGUAACCAGACCUCCAUCAUCAUCUCUGCAGUGGUUGUUGUUGUUGUCGUCUUUGCAGCAGCUGCUGGAUUCAUGGUUCAUAGAAAGAAACAAGACCAAAAGGCUCCACCUGAUAGUGAAGAAGUUCUGAGCUCUCUGAGAGACUGAAUCCAGAAACCUGCCUAACCAGUACCAUGAGUUUCUUUAUAUGGGAUCAUCUUUACUAAAUUGAUGUCAGUUGUUGAAUAGAUUUGUUCUACUUUAAAGUUCACUAUAACUUUAACAUUUCACUAGUUUUCUUGAUUCUGUAAUAUUCUCUCUCUAAGGAUUGUGUGGAUGGAAAUGGAUUUUCAAAUGUGUUUUUUUGUUCCUCUGUCACAUGUUUACUUCUGAGAAACUAAAAACUUAAUGACUUGGUUCUAUUUCCACUUUUGGUUGACACAGCCACCACAAAUCCUGUCAGCAGGUUUCAGUUAAACACAUUCACAUCAGUCCAACCAGCUGAUGACUUGGUCUAAAGUCUUUAUAGAAACAGAAAAAGAUUUAAAUGAUUUUUUAUUAAGAUCAAUUUAUUCUGUUUCAAAUGAUCUCAUCAACCAUUUGUGAUUUCUCCAGACUGUUUCCUUCAUUUACUAAGAGUGACUCUGUUUGGUUUCAGACCUUACAGAACUCUCUGAGACUGGAUCCAGAAACCUGACUAACAAAUACCAUGAGUUUCUUUAUAUUUGAUCAUCUUUACUAAAUUGAUGUCAAAGUUGUUGAAUAGAUUUGUUGUAUUUUAGAGUUGACUAUAACUUAAACACUUGAUACUGGAUCAUAUCAUCAACCAGUGGAGUUUACAGUUAGAGACCAGAUCAGAUGAAGUCUAGUGGAACCAGGUAGUGAUGGUGGUUUAAUUACUGAGCAGGAAAUCACAUUCAUAUAAAAGUAUUUGUUCAGUCAACUGAGCCAGUGAAUGUAGUUUAUUCCCUGGAGAUAAAGUGAAGAUAUAAAAUGGAGAUGAAUAAGUUAAUGUGCUCUUUGUGUGUGAUAAGAUCCUGUCAUAUCUUUGGUUCUUCUUUUUUUUUAAGAGAAGUUAAAGUUAAAGUAUUUGUAAAGCAUAUAAUUUUCUGAAGUGUUCCUAUUUUUUUUUUAUUUAUAAAAAGGAAGUAAAAAUAAAAUUCUCUUUCUUUGUA
Mugil cephalus (flathead mullet) is the source of this 2163-nucleotide messenger RNA. RefSeq names its product major histocompatibility complex class I-related gene protein-like. Gene Ontology annotation, cellular component: external side of plasma membrane. NCBI's taxonomy places the organism in Eukaryota, Metazoa, Chordata, Actinopteri, Mugiliformes, Mugilidae. Bases 92 to 1156 code for a protein of 354 amino acids. The transcript is spliced from 7 exons. The record is from RefSeq and is a predicted model, not a curated record. Gene Ontology annotation, biological process: immune response.